Molecule: messenger RNA, 1305 nt
Organism: Laccaria bicolor S238N-H82
Lineage: Eukaryota; Fungi; Basidiomycota; Agaricomycetes; Agaricales; Hydnangiaceae
Exons: 8
Coding region: 1-1305 (434 amino acids)
Biological process (GO): adenylate cyclase-activating G protein-coupled receptor signaling pathway
Cellular component (GO): plasma membrane
Molecular function (GO): G protein-coupled receptor activity
Source: RefSeq, a predicted model, not a curated record
AUGUCGACGUUGACGCCCAAACAAUUUUCCUUCGGUGAGCGGCUGGGCGUCACCUUCUCCGUCCAGUCCUCAAUCCUCUCCGCACUAUCUGUAACGGUCAUUAUGACCUACAUCCUUGUCAAAUGGUCGAGACGAACUUUGAGCAGCAAAAACGAAGCAUCAGUCUCAGACUCCGGUCUCUUCUUAAAUCUCAUGGUUGCGGACCUCAUUCAAGCCCUCGGAAACCUUCCCAGCAUCAGAUGGAUUGCAGACGCCAAAAUCACUGAAGGACACCUUUGCACGGCCCAGGCUGCUCUGAAGCAGGUGGGCAUCAACGGCGUGGCCCUCACGACGAUGGCCAUCGCCCUGCACACCUUCGCCAUCCUAAUCCUACGAUGGCGUACUCCUCAAAACUUUUCAAGAUUCGUCGUCCUAGGCAUCUGGAUAUUCACAGCUCUCGUCGUCGGCAUACCCAAUGCAGUCUUCCGCCACGACGUAUACUACGGAGCCGACCCGGGCUCGUAUUGGUGUUGGAUCGUUAAUAAAUACAAAGCGGAGCAGAUCGUCUCCGAAUAUUUGUGGGUCUGGUCCACGGCGGUGGCCCUCAUAAUCCUGUAUGGCUUCAUGUUUCUGGUCAUACAGGGUUAUGUUAUCAUUGACGACGAUGGACUCCACUGGCAUGGCAAGGCUCGCGCUCAUUUGGAUCUCUCCGGGGGCGACACCGAGGAAGAGAGGGAUAACAAAAAGAUUGCAAGAAUGAUGCUUUUCUACCCAGCAGUAUACGUCGGCUGUGUCCUCCCCAACACCUUCUCCCGAUGGUUCUACUUUAGCGGGUACACAAUCCCCUACCAAUUCACCCUCUUCGCAUCAGCGCUCUACGCGCUCUCCGGCCUCUUCAACCUCCUCCUCUUCUUCCUCACCCGCCCAGCAAUGGUCAUCGGCCCAGCCCAAGUUGAACUCGCCGACUCGCCCUCCUCGCCAAACCAAAACACCACGUACCCAAGUAGUAAAUAUGGACACCUACCUAAUCGGAUCAUCGAGGACCCAGAUCAAAAGGGGAGUUUACCGGAUUUCGACGCGAGGAGCUUGUCGAUUGAUCAUCAGAGUGCGACGCUGAGGUAUUCCCCUGUUCCUGGUGGGCUUGUGCCGAGACCUGGUACGGGGGGCAGUGGGGGUGGGGGUGGGAUGAGACCUGGUACUGGGGGGAGUGGGAGUGGGAUGGGGUACCCGCCGACUUCGAGCGCGUUGAGGAAUGAAGGGUUGAUGCAUGGGAGGUCGAACUCGUUUGAGGAUGAGGAGGAGGAUUAUGGGCGGCUUCCUGGUUAA